AUGGAAGACGAAGCGCGGAUGAGCUGGCUAAGUGGCCGGCCGCAGCGAGUUCUCAACUUGCGCCGGCCUGCAGAACUCUCGUCAACAAACAUGGAGUAUUGCGCGCAAUGGAGCGUCAUGGACGACCAGAUCAUGUUGACUUUACCGUCAGCAAACAGCGUUACAUCUCCAUCGCUGAUCUUUAUGGCCGACAUCAACGCCAGCUUGGGAACAGAAGACAACAUAGUCGAGUUUCAACGAGUCGUGGAUUUACCAUACCAUGCCACAAGCUCAAGACUGCUAGGCAACCAAGCGGGCGAGAGUAAAUUAAUACUGCGCACUCACGACCUGACCGGCAAUGUCAAUAACGAAAGGACAUUGACUGCAGAGGCUACCGAUGGCGAGAUUGCCCUUCACGGCUCAUCUGUAGCCAUCUGCGUAUACGAUGGUUCAGAUAACUCAUUUGUGAGUUGCCUUGGUAAAUCAAAUCAGAUUGCAAUCUGGGAUACCGAAUCCGGAAACCUCACGAGGAUAGACAUACCUCAAGAUGAGCGCGCGCCUCAAUGUCACCGGGGAAACUUUCAAUUUGCUACACCCUCACAUAUUGCUCUUGGUGGCCACCUUGAUCCAUCGCAUGACAAACCAUAUUCUCUCCAAAGAUCAAUCCCAAUUACAACCUCAGAGCAGAACAAGGGUCGGUUAUUCCAUCAACAUGAGAAUUUCGAGUACGGAAAUGACCAUGAUGCAAUCGCAAUUCCCGGGAGUUCUGCCCACAAUGAUGUUGUAGUUCAUCAUCACCAGCACCAGAGUCGUUUCACAGUUGCAGACGUGGGUUUACUCACUGGUGAAAUCCCGUCCGAGGCACAACCGACGCCUGGAUACUUCAUGGACAAAGAUCUCUUCAAAGAUCUCUUUCAUGUGUUUUCUGACAAGGCCAACGCACGGACGCUGUACGGCAGUUUAUUUGAUCGACUCCCAAGCCUCGUCGGGAACAAAUUACUCGUGCAGGAACACAUUGAGGAAUAUGAACACGAUGAAGACAACUACCAUGGAUACCACGCUUCUCACUCUUCAUUUGGGACGUUCCAAGUCCUCUAUCUCUACGAUUUUGAUCAAGGUCGGUGUAAAGCUCUGCGCCAACUUUCACCAGGCUCCGAACGCCAGGAUCUUGAGACACGUCUGAAAGAGCGAAACCCUAACGCCAAUGUCGUUGUUAUGUCUCGCAUGUUUUACACUUCUAUUGAAGAGGAGGAGGAUACAGAAAAAGAUACGUCCGCAGAGUGGAAAACGCACAUGAGACAAGUAUGGGAGACGAAAUGGGCACGGGAAAAGGGAGAGGCCAAGUUUCCAACCCUCGAGUAUGAUGAUCCGCCAGAAGGGUGCAACGAUCCUCGCAUGUUAUACACACGCAGCAUGGUUUGUCUUCCAAAAAUAAGGGACGGCGAAGCGCUUGCUAUGACGACUUCAGCGAUAAUAGAGCUCCCCACGGCCAAGGCAGACGGAUAUGUGCACUACUUUGGCACCGAAUAG
This is a messenger RNA of Trichoderma aggressivum f. europaeum, 1509 nucleotides long. RefSeq lists its product as uncharacterized. NCBI's taxonomy places the organism in Eukaryota, Fungi, Ascomycota, Sordariomycetes, Hypocreales, Hypocreaceae. The transcript is spliced from 4 exons. The coding region runs from base 1 to 1509 and encodes 502 amino acids. The record is from RefSeq and is a predicted model, not a curated record.